AGUCCAAGUUUAAGUUCAAUUUCUAUGCCUAGCAGAUCAAAGGAAAAGCAUUACAUCAUUAUAGGUUGUGGUGUAAUUGCAGGGGUACUUAUUUGGUUAGUAACUCAGUUACUCGUGAUCAGACUUGCAGGGAAAGGGAGAAUGGAAAAUGAUGGAGAAGAAUGGAGUAUGGUUUCAUUUCAAAGAUUGGGAUUCAAUAAAUGGGAUAUUUUGGGUGGUUUGACAGAUCAAAAUUUGGUUGGAAAUGGAGGGUCAGGAAAAGUAUAUAGAGUGAUCACAAAGAAAGGCAAAAAAGUUGAUGUUAAAAGUAUAAGGCAUGAACGAAACGAAGGCCACAUUUUGGAGAAGCAGUUUACAGCAGAGGUUAAGAUCCUUGGGGGAAUUAGGCACAACAACAUAGUGAAAUUGUUAUGCUGCAUCAGAGGAAAGACAACAAAGCUAAUUGUGUACGAAUACAUGGACAAACAAUGUCUUCAUAAAUGGUUGCAUGGAAAGAAGAAAGGCUUAACUACUCAAGUCUUGCAGUGGGAGAGGAGGCUAAAAAUUGCCAUUGGAGCUUCACAAGGGCUUUGCUAUAUGCAUCACAGUUGCAAUCCACCCAUUAUUCAUAGAGAUAUCAAGUCCAGUAACAUACUCGUCGAUUCUAACUUCAAUGCCAAGAUUGCAGACUUUGGACUGGCAAAGAUGAUGGCGAGCGAAGGAGAUCCAGAAACAGCAUCUGCUAUUGUGGGAACCUUUGGUUACAUUGCCCCCGAAUAUGGCAGUACAGGAAAAGUGGAUGUGAAGAGCGACAUCUACAGCUUUGGUGUAGUUCUCUUGGAAUUGACAACGGGAAGAGAAGCAGUGACUGGAAAUGAGGAUAUGAACCUGGCGCAAUGGGCACACAAACACCAAACAGAAGGGAACUCAGCUGCAGAUGCCCUAGAUGAGGAGAUCAAGGACCCACGUUAUCUGGAGGCAAUGAUCGCUGUUUUCAAAUUAGGCCUUGCAUGCACUUUGAAUUCUCCAUCAAGCAGGCCGUUCAUGAAAGAUAUUUCACAGAUUCUUCAAAGAUACAGUGAAAACACUCAUAUGUCUCUAGAGAGCCAAUAGACAAUAUAAUAUUUCCACUUUACUUUUG
Ipomoea nil (Japanese morning glory) is the source of this 1120-nucleotide messenger RNA. Its product is annotated as receptor protein kinase CLAVATA1-like. NCBI's taxonomy places the organism in Eukaryota, Viridiplantae, Streptophyta, Magnoliopsida, Solanales, Convolvulaceae. Gene Ontology annotation, molecular function: ATP binding; protein kinase activity. Bases 25 to 1092 code for a protein of 355 amino acids. The record is from RefSeq and is a predicted model, not a curated record. Gene Ontology annotation, biological process: protein phosphorylation. The transcript has 3 exons.